GCCGGAGCCGGAGACGGAGCCGCGCUUAACCCCAGAGUUGGCUGCAGCUGGUGCAUCUCGCUGGCCCCCGGGAAGCUCAGGGUCUAGCCUCCAGGCACUUGGCCUCACUUUGCCUAUCUGUAAAAUGGGUCUGUAACAGCGCACAGCUCUUCUAACAGUCUUCCUGCUGCGUGGGUGAGAGGUUGGUGAGAGGCUUCCUCCAUGGGCCCGCAGAUGGGAGGCCUGCUCAGGAGGUGGAAGGAGUUGCUUUCCCAAGUGCCGACCCACGCCGGGCCAGGGCAGCGCUGCCGCCAGGUGCACCACGAUGGCUCCACCAGACCCAGGCGAGUGGUUCUGUCCCAGCUCUUCCAGCCUUUCAAUCUUUGGGAGGACCACGCAGCGGACCUGGAAAGCAAACCUGGUGACUUGACUUGCAGGAGCCAGAAGCUGAUGCUGCAGGCUGGCCUGAUCUGCCCUGCCCAGAAUGGCUGCUAUUACUACAUGCCCUACACCGUUCGAGCGAUGGAGAAGCUCAUCCAGGUGAUCGACCGAGCGAUGCAGGGUAUUGGAGGGCAGAAGCUCAACAUGCCCAGUUUAAACUCUGCGGAGCUCUGGAGAGCCAGCGGGCGGUGGGAUAUAAUGGGCAAGGAGCUCUUCAGACUGGCAGACAGACACAAUCAGGAGUACUGCCUGGGGCCCACGCAUGAAGAGAUCGUUACACAUUUGGUUGCCUCGCAAGCAGCCUUGUCCUACAGGCAGCUUCCCCUCCUGCUGUACCAGAUAACGAGGAAGUUUCGGGACGAACCAAAGCCUCGCUUUGGUUUGCUGCGCAGCAGGGAGUUCUACAUGAAGGACAUGUACACAUUCGACACCUCCGAGAAGGCUGCUCACCAGACCUACAGCCUGGUGUGUGACGCCUACUGCAGCGUGUUUAACCGCUUGGGGCUUAGCGUCUUAAAAGUCCAAGCAGACACGGGCAGCAUUGGAGGGACCAUGUCUCAUGAGUUCCAGCUCCCGGCCAGCACUGGAGAGGACAGGCUUGUGGUCUGCCCAGGCUGCAACUUUUCUGCCAAUGCAGAAACGAUAAACUUUGACCUGACCGACUGCCCGGUUUGUUACAGAAAACUAACAGAGACCAAAGGGAUUGAGGUCGGGCAUGCGUUCUAUCUGGGCACCAAGUAUUCCUCUGUUUUUAAUGCUACCUUCCAAGAUGCCGAAAGCAAACGUGUGCUGGCGGAAAUGGGCUGUUAUGGACUGGGCGUCACUCGGAUUCUGGCUGCUUCUGUCGAGGUGCUUUCUACAGAAGACAGAAUCCGUUGGCCAAGCCUCAUUGCCCCUUACCAGGUCUGCCUCAUACCCCCGAAGAAGGGCAGCAGGGAAGAGGUGGGAGUGGCGCUGAUGGAGAGCUUGUAUGAUGAUAUUGCUGAUGGCGUGCCUCAGGUUAAAGGGGACGUGAUACUGGAUGACAGGAUUCACUGGACUAUUGGUAAAAGACUGAAAGAUGCUAACAUGCUUGGUUACCCAUACGUUGUAAUAGCUGGGAAGAAAGUUCUGAAUACACCUGCUGAGUUUGAAGUCUGGAGUCAGAACACUGGAGAGGUCUCGUUCCUUACUAAAGAAGGUGUUAUUGAAUUGUUAAGUAAAGUGCAAGUUCCCUAAA
This is a messenger RNA of Gavialis gangeticus (Gharial), 1639 nucleotides long. RefSeq names its product prolyl-tRNA synthetase 2, mitochondrial (putative) (gene PARS2). The coding region runs from base 202 to 1638 and encodes 478 amino acids. Gene Ontology annotation, cellular component: cytoplasm; mitochondrion. Lineage: Eukaryota; Metazoa; Chordata; Crocodylia; Gavialidae. Gene Ontology annotation, biological process: prolyl-tRNA aminoacylation. The record is from RefSeq and is a predicted model, not a curated record. The transcript is spliced from 2 exons. Gene Ontology annotation, molecular function: ATP binding; proline-tRNA ligase activity.